This is a messenger RNA of Vicugna pacos (alpaca), 5907 nucleotides long. The record is from RefSeq and is a predicted model, not a curated record. NCBI's taxonomy places the organism in Eukaryota, Metazoa, Chordata, Mammalia, Artiodactyla, Camelidae.
GAGGCAGGGCGCUGACUGGGCAGUCCAAAGAGGAGGGGGCCUUUAAUAGGCUCGCCCAGCGCCUGCUUUGCGGCUCUGAGAGUGGCUGCGGUUCGGAGCAGCGGCCCGGCACCUCCCUCUAGUUCGCGGCUCCAAAUCUUCGUCCUUGCACUUGACAGCGGUUGUACUUAAGCUCCUGGGGCGCGCUUUGCUUGGAAAGGCACAGGUAGGAGGCGCGGGCCGCCGGGUGCACAUUCACUGCUCUGGGAGGAAUUUCUUAACCUUGGCUUUCCUUUCUGGAAGCUGCGGGCGGCCCCGGGGCGUCGGUCGUUCCUGUGUGCGGGCUGCAAAGAGACCGUGCCGGCGGCCCGGCAGCCGGGCCGAGCCUUUCCGAGAGCGCGGCUGUGCGCUGCCCGGCGCCAUGCUUCUGCUGGGCAUCUUAACGCUGACUCUCUCCGGGGCACUCGCUGGCGGCUCAGAGCCAGAGCAGGAGGUGGUGGUCCCCAUCCGACUGGACCCAGACAUCAACGGCCGCCACUACUACUGGCGGGGUCCUGAGGACUCCGAGGAUCAGGGACUUAUUUUUCAGAUCACAGCAUUUCAGGAGGACUUUUACCUUCACCUGACACCGGAUGCUCAGUUCCUGGCGCCCGCCUUCGCCACUGAGCAUCUGGGCGUCCCCCUCCAGGGUCUCAUCGAGAGCUCUCCGGACUUGCGACGUUGCUUCUACUCUGGGGACGUGAACUCCGAGCCAGACUCAUUCGCCGCUGUGAGCUUGUGCGGGGGGCUACGCGGAGCCUUCGGCUACCAAGGCGCCGAGUAUGUCAUUAGCCCGCUGCCCAACGCCAGUGCGCCGGCGGCGCAGCGCAACAGCCAGGGCGCACACCUCCUCCAGCGCCGGGGCACCCCCGGCGGGCCUCCCGGAGAUCCCACCUCUCGCUGCGGGGUGGCCUCAGGCUGGAACCCCGACAUUCUGAGGGCCCUGGACCCUUACAAGCCUCGGCGGAACAGUUUAGGGGAGGGUCGCAGCCACCGCAGGUCCGGGCGCGCCAAGCGGUUCGUGUCUAUCCCGCGGUAUGUGGAGACGCUGGUGGUGGCGGACGAGUCGAUGGUCAAGUUCCACGGCGCGGACUUGGAGCAUUAUCUGCUGACGCUGCUGGCCACCGCGGCGCGACUCUACCGCCAUCCCAGCAUCCUCAACCCCAUCAGCAUCGUCGUGGUCAAGGUGCUACUUCUCGGAGACCGCGACACGGGGCCCAAGGUCACGGGCAACGCCGCCUUGACGCUGCGUAACUUCUGUGCGUGGCAGAAGAAGCUGAACAAAGUGAGUGACAAGCACCCUGAAUACUGGGACACCGCCAUCCUCUUUACCAGGCAGGACCUGUGUGGGGCCACCACCUGUGACACGCUGGGCAUGGCUGACGUGGGCACCAUGUGCGACCCCAAGAGAAGCUGUUCAGUGAUCGAGGACGACGGUCUCCCCUCGGCCUUCACCACCGCCCAUGAGCUGGGCCACGUGUUCAACAUGCCCCAUGACAAUGUGAAAGUGUGCGAGGAGGUGUUUGGGAAGCUCCGAGCCAACCACAUGAUGUCCCCAACGCUCAUCCAGAUCGACCGUGCCAACCCCUGGUCGGCCUGCAGUGCGGCCAUCAUCACCGACUUCCUGGACAGCGGGCACGGCGACUGCCUCCUGGACCAGCCCAGCAAGCCCAUCGCACUGCCCGAGGACCUGCCGGGCGCCAGCUACACCCUGAGCCAGCAGUGCGAGCUGGCCUUCGGCGUGGGCUCCAAGCCCUGUCCCUACAUGCAGUACUGCGCCAAGCUGUGGUGCACCGGCAAGGCCCGGGGCCAGAUGGUGUGCCAGACCCGCCACUUCCCCUGGGCAGACGGCACCGGCUGUGGCGAGGGCAAGUUCUGCCUCAAGGGGGCCUGUGUGGAGAGGCAUGACCUUCACAGGUACAGGGUGGAUGGCUCCUGGGCCAGGUGGGAGCCCUACGGCCCCUGCUCCCGCACCUGCGGAGGGGGCGUGCAGCUGGCCCGGAGGCAGUGCAGCAACCCUGCCCCCGCCAACGGCGGCAAGUACUGCGAGGGAGUGAGGGUCAAGUACCGCUCUUGCAACCUGGAGCCCUGCCCCAGCUCGGCCUCUGGCAAGAGCUUCCGGGAGGAGCAGUGUGAGGCCUUCAACGGCUACAACCACAGCACCAACCGGCUGGCCCUGACCGUGGCCUGGGUGCCCAAGUACUCGGGCGUGUCUCCGCGGGACAAGUGCAAGCUCAUCUGCCGCGCCAACGGCACCGGCUACUUCUACGUGCUGGCGCCCAAGGUGGUGGAUGGCACGCUGUGUACCCCCGACUCCACCUCGGUCUGCGUCCAGGGCAAGUGCAUCAAGGCUGGCUGCGACGGGAACCUGGGCUCCAAGAAGAAGUUCGACAAAUGCGGGGUGUGCGGGGGAGACAAUAAGGGCUGUAAGAAGGUGUCCGGACUCUUCACCAAGCCCAUGCACGGCUACAAUUUCGUGGUGGCCAUCCCAGCAGGCGCCUCCAGCAUUGACAUCCGCCAGCGCGGCUACAAGGGGCUGAUUGGAGACGACAACUAUCUGGCCCUGAAGAACAGCCAAGGCAAGUACCUGCUCAACGGGCACUUCGUGGUGUCGGCCGUGGAGCGGGACCUAGUGGUGAAGGGCAGCCUGCUGCGCUACAGCGGCACGGGGACCGCGGUGGAGAGCCUGCAGGCCUCCCGGCCCAUCCUGGAGCCCCUGACGGUGGAGGUGCUCUCGGUGGGGAAGAUGACGCCACCCCGGGUCCGCUACUCCUUCUACCUGCCCAAGGAGCCUCGGGAGGACCGCUUGUCCCCGCCCAAGGACCCCCGGGCCCCCUCAGUGCUCCACAACAGUGUCCUCAGCCUCUCCAACCAAGUGGAGCAGCCGGACGCCCGGCCCUCUGCACGCUGGGUGGCGGGCAGUUGGGGGCCAUGCUCGGCCAGCUGCGGGGGUGGCCUGCAGCGGCGGCCGGUGGACUGUCGUGGGUCCCCCGGGCCACGCGGGGCAUCCGUCUGCAACGCUGCCCAUCGGCCAGCGGAAACACAUGCCUGCGGGAAGCCGUGCCCGGCAUGCGAGCUGGGGGCCUGGUCGCCCUGCUCCCAAAGCUGAGGCCGGUGCUUCUAUAGGCGGCCCCUCAAGUUGCUGGGCCACAGGGGGCGGCUGCUGGCGCGGGACCAGUGCGACCUGCGCCGGAAGCCCCAGGAGCUGGACUUCUGCGUGUUGAGGCCAUGCUGAGCGGGGCUGGCCCUCUUCCUCUCUCUCCACCUCCGUGGGGCUGCCAUGGGCAGAGAGCAGUGGCCGGGGGCCCAAGCCACAGGGUCCCCCACAUCCAGGGACAAGGGCCUGGGUGGGGUGAGAGGCUCCUCCUCCCCCCCGGUCUGGGCGGGGAAGGCAAGUCACUAACGCACAGUCUACCUCAUGCCCGGCUCCUCUGGGUCCAGCCUCGGGGAGAGGCUGAGAGGUGCUCAGAUGCUGGGCCGGAGGCUCGGGGCCCAUCUCCGAGGGACCUGGAGGAUGGGCUCCUCCCAACGGGACUUCAGGGACCUUGGCCCCCGUCAGGGAGGCUGCAGGCUGCUGGAAGAGCCAGGGCCCAGCAGCCUGGCACCCUCAGGGGGCCCCAGGGCUCUGAGCCGUCUCUGAACAAGGCAGGUCAUCAUGGUGCUGUCAGCCACUUUGUUUUCUCACCGACACGGACUCAACAGUGAAAACUGGCCGGGGGUGGGCUGAGCUGAGGGGGCAGUGGGGUUGGUGUAACUGGAGCCUGGGCCGCUCUACUUGGGAUGAGGCGUGUGUGGGGGGGUCCUGAUUUCAGCCGUCGCUUGCAGGGUCACCUCCUCUCCCUGUGCCGUCCAGCUGCCUGACAAGUGGGGGUGCUUCGGCAGGUGUCCUCCGCGGCUUUGCAGGUAGAGACAGGUAGUCAGGAGGGAGACUGGCCUUCUUCAAGAGGGAGCUGAGCAUUUAAAACAAAGAUGCUGAGAAGACUUCCCAGGGGUGGAUUCUGUGGCUGAAGCAGGAGUCUGAAGAGAGAGCUAGAGCAUCCUACUGUCUCUGGGCCUGGGUGUGCGCUUUGGGGGAGUGUCGCCUGGGAUGGGGAGGAGGAGGCCCCAGUUCUGCUGGCGUCUUCCUCCAGGGAGGCAGGUGUAAGCAAGGCUGAUACCUUCAUCCAGCACUGCCCUAGUCCUGAUCCCACUAAGGGGGCCCUGGGACACGCCCGGGAGGGCCAGGUGCGGGACAUGCAUGUGGAUGUCAUCAGACAGCCACACGCGGUCUGGCCUGGGCAUACCACAUUGCAUCACAGGCUGCAGUUUCUGCAGCUGGAUAAUGGGGUUCACUGUUUGCUACCUCAGGCUGUGCUCUCUGGGAACCCACCCUUGUCCCUCCGCAGGGGCAGUGGUGACCCUGGUGCCUCCAGCAGACGCAGCUGUCGUCCCCUGUGGUCUGAGCUGCCCAGACUCAAGAGUGAGCUUGGGUGCAUGCUUCCUGGACCCACAGCCCAGCCACCCACCGAGCCUCCAGAUGUGGUGACAGGGUCUCUCUCUCCGGGUGCUUUGGGGACAGGUUUCAGGAGGCACAAAGGCAACUGGCUGACCCGGGGGCCCUUAGCAGCCACCAGCAGGAGCUGCUGGAGACGGGUGCAUCUUGGAGAUGUGUUAGUGGGGUAGAAGCCAGGGUGUUUCCUGCAGCUCCGAGUGGGAAGACGUUGUGGGGUUAGAGCUGUUUGUCCAAGCAGGCUCUUCCUUGAGGGUGCAGCUGUCCCAGCACGAACAUGGGAGAGUCUGCUUCUGAGUGUAGGGCAUGAGUCCUGGUCCUCAGUGAGGUGACAUCACAGCGAGUGUCUUCCCUGGGGAAGGGAGUCAGUCCCCCCUUUUUAUUUUUUUGGUUUCCACUAAUAGUCACUCCACAGACCAGCCUGCCAGCCAGGCAUGGCCGGGAUGGUGCUCUUACCCCUGGCUCAGCCUGGCGGAGCCCUCAAACACGCUCCCACACGGGGCAGAGGGCAGGCGGAUCGCUGCGGCAGGGCUGCGGUCACCCUUGAAGACGGGAGCGAGGAGGAAUCCCGCCCCCCCAUGAGUGAACACUGCGGGGCUGCAGGGCACCCGGGGAGACGUGGACCCCUCUGGCUGACGACAGCACCGCCCCCGGGCCUGGUGCCCCCAUCCUCGGCGAGGAGAGGGUGGCUCGGGGGCUGUGCGGAAGGGGCAGGGAUCGGGGGGGAGGGAAGGGAGCCGCCGUCGGCGGGGGCGCCUGGCCCCCAGCACCGCGGCCUUACCAGUCAUUUCUAGGAGGGACAACCGACCUUGUUCCUGACACAAGCUGGGCCUUGAUGCUCUUUUCUGUCGUGAUGCUUUUCUAUUUCCUUUUUAAAAGAAGUACAACCAAGACAACUUGGGAGGCGUGUCUUGUCUUGGACAUUUCUCUAAUCCAACCCAUACUCUCCACGGCUGAGCAGAGACAUGCCUCAAGGCACAGGCGAAGGUGCAGGUGGUACCUCACGGCUCUGGAAGAAGAGCAGCAUUCCGGGGGCCGCAGCAGCCUCUCCUGGGGUGUGGACAGUAAGGACCUGGGCUUGGGAGCCCCUGCCUCCUCUGCCCGUCGUGUGCACUGAUUGGAGGAGCCCAGCCUCGUGUGCCUUGCCGUGUGGGAGCUGGGGCUGGGGAGCUGAGGAGAGGUGGGGGGACCUGAGUGUCCCCGGCCUGGGCGUUGGCUCCCAGAGGCACUAGACACUGUCAUGUAUGGAGCCCCCAUUGUGUUUGGUUCUUUUGCAUUCCGUGUGCUGCAGAAGGAAGGAGGACCUGGGUGCGGCUGGGCUGUGUAUACUGUGUAUACGUGGGAGCUGGCCACUGCGGGGACAACGGUCCACUCCUAAUAAAGUUGUAUUUAAGACCCGU